Lobosporangium transversale is the source of this 3704-nucleotide messenger RNA. RefSeq names its product armadillo-type protein. Gene Ontology annotation, biological process: DNA repair; mitotic sister chromatid cohesion. The coding region runs from base 19 to 3570 and encodes 1183 amino acids. The record is from RefSeq and is a predicted model, not a curated record. NCBI's taxonomy places the organism in Eukaryota, Fungi, Mortierellomycota, Mortierellomycetes, Mortierellales, Mortierellaceae. Gene Ontology annotation, cellular component: nucleus; chromatin. The transcript has 23 exons.
ACCGUCUCUACUUUAGCCAUGGUGACAUCAAAUCAAGACUUGCAAUUUAAGCAGAGGUUGGCAGGGAGCGCGACUGACCUCGUCAAGAAGUUAAAAGAACUUCAAGCAGAGCUGAAAAGCAUGGAACAGGAGACUGUCAAUACUAAAUCACUUUCGUCGGUUACGAAACAGUUAGCAGACUCUCCCUUGAUCAAUCAUAAAGAUAAAGGUGUGAGAAUUUACACCGCAUGUUGUAUUGCUGAUAUGCUUCGUCUAUAUGCUCCGGAUGCACCUUACACCAAUAAUACCCUCAAGGCCAUCUUUGAACUAUUUGUAAACGAAUUGAGGAAUAUUGCGACGACUUCAAGUCCAUAUUUUGGCAUGUACUAUUACUUAUUGGAGUCAUUAUCUGCAGUCAAAAGCAUUGUGUUGAUCACCCAAUUGAGGAAUGCAAAGGAUCUUAUGAUUGAUCUAUUCAGGGGCAUUUUUGACAGCGUUCGCCCGCAACAAGCAAAAAAUGUACAGAUUUGUAUGUCAGAACUUCUUCAACAUAUUAUUGACGAGGCUGAGCAAUUACCACAGGAAAUCGUCGAUAUCAUUUUAGCCCAAUUUCUUCAUAAACAAAAGUUCGAUAACCCAGCGGCUUACCGGCUAGCGUGUGAUUUGGGCAACAACUGUGCAGAUAAACUCCAAAGAUAUGUUUUCCAAUAUUUCUCUGACAUCAUUUCGGUUGCAGGGAAUGGAGAGCUUUCUGCUAAAGAAUUGGCAGACUUCAAGACCGUCCAUCAAUUGGUGAUCGAGCUGAAUAAAGCAGCAUCGGCCUUAUUACUAAAUGUUAUCCCACAACUAGAGGAAGAGCUGAAGCUUACAGAUGUUACCAUCAGAAUCUUAGCCACGAAAUCACUGGGUGAAAUGUUUGCGGAGAAAACUUCACAAUUAGUCACACAAUACGAAUCUACAUGGAAAACAUGGUUGCAGAGACGCAAUGACAAGAUUCCUCAAGUAAGAAUCGUCUGGAUUGAAUCACUGGUCAAUAUUAUUAAAGCACAUGGCUCUCUUUCGAAAGAAUUGAGUGAGGGACUUUCUGAAAAAUUAGUCGAUCCGGAUGAAAAAGUCCGAGCAGUGGCCUGCAAAACCAUUGGAGAAUUUGACUAUGAGACGAGUUUACAUCACAUACAAAAAAACACGUUGAUUCAAGUCGGUCAUCGUUGCAGAGACAAGAAAAAAUCGGUAUCAAGGGAAGCAAUCCAAACCCUUUCUGUUCUUUAUAAUCAAGCAUAUCCAGAAAUUGAAGUCGGGACUCAGACAAGCAUUUCACAGUUUGGUUGGAUGCCGUCCGCAAUCUUGCAUGCGGUCUAUGUUAACGACAAUGAAACAUUCGCUUAUGUCGACAACGCGGUAUUUACAAAAUUGUUUCCGCCACACGGGAGCCCCUCAUCCAGGGCACAGCGACUCCUUAUUACAUUUACAGCUCUGGAUGACAAAGGCCGUACAGGGUUCCUUUCCGUACUUCGUAGAAGUGUCGAUGCGAGAACAUGUAUGACUGCAUUCUUGCAGCUUUUGAGAUCGCGAGAGUCUUCAGCUAAAAGUGACGUCCAAGAAGACUAUGAUAAGAAGUUGAGAACGGUAAUCAAGGUCCUUUGUGAUCGACUACCAGACCCUUCUAAAAGUUCGUCACUUCUGUACAAGUACGUGCAAGUCCACGACGAUAAAUGUGAAUCAUUGUUCUCUAACUGUAUGGAUUCAAGACUUCCUUUGAAAGACCUAAAGAAUGCAGCUAGAGAAGCAUUGUCGUGUAUUGAGAGUGUAUUACCGGCAGCAGCUGAGAUGUUCUCCAUUCUUAUCCAACGCAUUACUCUUAUACUGAUCAAUUCUGAGAUCCUCACUGAAUUGGUGAAGAAUAUUGGUGAGAGUGAAGAGCACGGACAGGCCUCUGGAGAGUUGCUUCGAUCCAUUUCUCUUAUUUUCCCUGCUAUCUUCAAGGAUCAUCUGGUGGAGAUCAUGGCAUUGCUUCACCAACGUGACUUUACUGGUGCCUCAGAUCUCUUACAAACAUUGGCAGAGUUUGCAAAACAAUUCCCAAAAUCUAUCCCUACCGAUGUCAAGGCCAAGGAGACACUUCAUUCAUUUAUAGGCUCUGGUACAGUUGAGCAAGCAAGAGAUGCUGCUAUUGUCCUUGCUAGCCUUAACAAUAGUGAUUCGGAAUGUAAGGACAUUGCAGAAACUAUCAACGAAAGACUGAGUGUGCAAUCUGCGGGCUUAUUGAGAGAUCUCGCUGUGCUGUCGCAGCUUACCUUGUACUCGCCACAGGCAUUGGAGAGGAUCAACAGCUCUGUGACUUCAUUCGUUGUCAGGAAACUACUGAUGACAAAUACAUCAGAACAGGAGACUACCUUUGAAGUAGGACGAGACUGGGUCGAAAAAGAAGAGCUAGAUGAAUAUUCUUUAUCCAAGAUUAUGGGCCUUAAGGUGCUGGUUAAUAGAACCAUUGCGUUAGCAGAGAGUGACCCUACAGCAGCGCAGGAAGUCGUUCGUCCUGUAUUCAAGUUACUCUGGACUAUUUUAAAUCAAGAAGGAGAGAUUGUAGAAGAAAAAAAUACAAAUGACGUGUUAAAGAGUCAUCUCAGAUUGAACGCUGCGCGAUCAGUACUCAAGCUUACACGUGGCAGGCCUUUGUAUGAGAAGAUGGUUACGGCACCUGACUUUAUGCGACUGUCGCUUAUUGUUCAGGAUCCAGUAUAUCGCGUCCGUCAGGGGUUGGCGACUCGUAUCAUGAAGUACCUUCGAACCAAGGAGCUACAUAUCCGGUAUCUGUCCUUUUUGUUUCUGGCAGCUCAUGAGCCUGAGCUUGAAUGGAGGCUGCAUGUUCGCGGAUUUCUGGUACAACAAUCAAGGAUACAAGAUACUGCCGAAAAUAAGUUGAUGCUGAAUGAACUGACGAUUGCAAGGUUACUGCACCUUUUGGCAAACCACCCAGAUUUUAUGUUAAAGACUGCAGCGGACGAUAGUAAUUCCUUGGUGUCAGAUGAGGUGCAUACGGUAGAAGAUCUGAACCUGAGUGUGAAAUAUAUCGAGUUUUAUCUAGAAACCAUGGCCAAUUCGGAAAAUAUUUCUUUAAUUUACCACAUCGCCGCACUCUUGAAGACGGUCCGAUUUACUAACGCUAAUGAACCCACAAAGAAUUUAUAUGUGCUGAGUGACUUGGCACAGUAUGUGAUUCAAGAAAAGAGCCGUGCGCACAACUGGACUCUGAGCAGUUACCCUGGAAAAGUGAAUCUUCCACGCGAGCUCUUUGUUCCUCUUGGUAGUGAUGAAUUAACUCACGAGGUCUCAAGCAAGUAUUAUCUGCCUUUGGAGUGGGUACAUGCACGAGAGCACAAGUCAGAACGCAAGUCAAAAGGUGUUACUGACAUAGAAAAGAAAAUGGGCCAAGCAUCCAAGCGUCGUUCGAGGUCACCAUCAGCGUCAAUGGAAAUGGAUGGCAUUGAGGAUACAGAUGGUGCAAAGCCUGGAGCGUCUGCGAACACACGAGUCAAACGAACAAAGAAGAGCAAAAUUGAACGUGUGAAAGAAGAGCCAUCAAGAAGGUAAGAUUGUUAAAAAAAUAAAAUAAAAAGAGCCAUACUCUCUAUUGUUUAUUAUCAGUAGAGUGUUCUGACAAAGUAUUUUUCCUAUUACAGGAUGGCAUCAAGAGCGGCAAAGUCAAAGACAACCACAUAUAGGGA